AAGAUUUCAUUAAUUAAUAAUAUGAUGAGCGAUAGACCAGUAAGAAGACGACGUCAAAGAAAUCCUUAUUUAUCAACUGCUAGUAACGCGUUUUUUGUUGGGUAUGUUGAAGAUGAUGAACCCGUCGAAGCAAUUAUGAAAAAAUUUGAAGAAUUGGAAAAAAUUCAACAAGAAAUUGCUGCCACUAAACCUGAAAACUUAAUUAAUGAUGAUAAUGUUGAAGAAGAGCCUUUGACUGAGGAACAAUUGGAAGAAGUAUUUAAAAGAACUUCUACAUUUACCGUCAAAUCUGCUACUCUAGCACCAAAUGUUGAUGAUUUUGAGGAUAUAGAAUUAUGGAGAAUAGAAAUGGAAAAUAGUAUUGAAGAAUAUUAUGAAGAAGAUGAUUACAUGGCAGUAGAUGAUGAUUUUUGGGAUGAAGAGUUUGGUGAUAAAAAGAAAAGAAAACGUGAUAAAAAAGAUCAGCGUCUUAAUGAAAAAGCAAAACAAUUACAAAAAUAUAAAAUUUUACAAGCUAAUCUACAAGAUAGGAAUGGCAACUUUUACACAAUAAAAAAUGAGAAAGAAAAGAAGAUUUCAUUAAUUAAUAAUAUGAUGAGCGAUAGACCAGUAAGAAGACGACGUCAAAGAAAUCCUUAUUUAUCAACUGCUAGUAACGCGUUUUUUGUUGGGUAUGUUGAAGAUGAUGAACCCGUCGAAGCAAUUAUGAAAAAAUUUGAAGAAUUGGAAAAAAUUCAACAAGAAAUUGCUGCCACUAAACCUGAAAACUUAAUUAAUGAUGAUAAUGUUGAAGAAGAGCCUUUGACUGAGGAACAAUUGGAAGAAGUAUUUAAAAGAACUUCUACAUUUACCGUCAAAUCUGCUACUCUAGCACCAAAUGUUGAUGAUUUUGAGGAUAUAGAAUUAUGGAGAAUAGAAAUGGAAAAUAGUAUUGAAGAAUAUUAUGAAGAAGAUGAUUACAUGGCAGUAGAUGAUGAUUUUUGGGAUGAAGAGUUUGGUGAUAAAAAGAAAAGAAAACGUGAUAAAAAAGAUCAGCGUCUUAAUGAAAAAGCAAAACAAUUACAAAAAUAUAAAAUUUUACAAGCUAAUCUACAAGAUAGGAAUGGCAACUUUUACACAAUAAAAAAAAAAGUCAGUAAUAUAAACCCAAGUUUACCAACAUAUAUUAAAAUUCCUGCUGCACCAAUCCAAUCUUCAUGGGCACAUAGUAUUAUUUUUUCUGAUGAAUCAGUCAAAGAAGUUUCCAGUUCAAGAUAUUUUGAAAAAGAUAUUUUAUCAAUGGAUCUUAAAAAACUUGGAACAAACUUCCAAGCUGUAUAUAUAGAUCCACCACUUUUGUUACCAGGUGAAAACCCAUCUCCAGGAAAAAUAACUGUUGAGCAAUUAGGUAAACUUAAUGUAACAGCCGUUGUUCCUAAAGGGUUUCUUUUUAUUUGGGUUGAAAAGGAAUUUAUACCAGAUAUUGUUCAAAUAGCUGAAAAUUGGAAAUUUCGAUAUGUGGAAAAUUUCUGUUGGAUUAAAAAAAAUUUAAACAAUCAGAUUUCACAUCAACCAUAUAGAUAUUUCAAUAAAUCAAAGAAUCCAGAUUGUCUAUUUGACUUUAUAAAACCAGAAACAGAAGACAUGUUAACUGAAGCUAAACCACGGGUUGUUUAUGAAAUCAUUGAAACUUUACUUCCACAAGCAGCUUAUAGUGAAACCAAUAAUAAAGGAGACAGAUUGUUAGAAUUGUAUGAUAUCAAUGUUAAUAUAUGUACAUGUGUCUGUGCCUGUGUUAAAAAAUUUCCACGAAUUAUACGUAAAGGAUGGUCAACAGUUGCUCAAAGUGGUUAA
Molecule: messenger RNA, 1833 nt
Organism: Entrophospora sp. SA101
Lineage: Eukaryota; Fungi; Glomeromycota; Glomeromycetes; Entrophosporales; Entrophosporaceae
Source: the annotation of a GenBank genome assembly